AUUAUGAGGUUGAACGACGCCGUUGCGGGGAUUGUGGGUUUACAUGGCGGCGCCCAGUGGAGCCGUGUUAAAUUGUGCCCUACUGACUUUAUUCUGACUAACAUGAAAUUGUAGGAUGACGUACAUGAACUAGACAUGUGGAAUCAAGUUCGUAAACUGCAAAAGAACAGGACAGUGAAAUAUGGGAUCCCGAUGCUGCUGCUGGUUGUGGGAGGGUCGUUUGGACUGAGAGAAUUCACUCAGAUUAGAUAUGAUGCGCAGAAGAUAAAAAAGAAGAUGGACCCUGCACUGGAAGCCCGGGUGAAUACUAAAAAACAGUCGUCUAUCCUUCAGGAAGAAUAUGAGAAAUUGCAGGAUUUGAACUUAGAUGAGUGGAAGAACAUUCGUGGCCCACGUCCCUGGGAGGAUUCGAAGGAGUACCAGGAGCAGCAGCGAGCUCGGCUCAAUAAAGGCACAUAGAACUUUAAAACAUUAAACUCCCCCUGCUGGUCCAAAGAUGUAAGACACUCAUAAAACCAGUAUGGUUUACAGUGGUUGUCACUGUAUAAUAAAUCACCACUGUCAUAUGUUCUUAAAUCUAGACCAGGAACUACCAGUUUGGAUUCUACUGCCAUAUGGAAUGCCACUUUGAUGUCUUUUUUUGCAAAUAUGUGGCCUAAUAUACUUUUAUGAAUGUGUGGCUGGAUAUGUGUAUAGCAUUAUUUCUUUGUCCAGUGUCCAAAGUGAUCCCACUUUUUUACGGCAUCAGUAAGGUUGCCAUUACCACACCAGUUCGUAUUCACUGUAAUGCAUAACUCAAGCCCCAGUACUGUAUUUGAGUGAAUAAAACCCCUUCAAUGGUACAAACAGAACCAAUGGUGCCUGUGCACAAGGUGGGUGAAUGCUACAGUCUAAAGGCAGUAGGCAUGGAUGACCUUCUGUACACCUAUGGUGGAUCAGCCUGCUGCUCACUGUACACCUCAUUUCAGCAAGCAUGAAGCUUGAACGUUAUUCUCUUCUCUGCAACAAUCUUCAGAAGGUUCAGGUCCUGUUUUUUUAAUGAGCUUAUUCAGGCUGUUGGUUUCUAGCAGUGUCUCUUGGGGUUCUUGAGUGAGUG
Molecule: messenger RNA, 1096 nt
Organism: Labeo rohita (rohu)
Lineage: Eukaryota; Metazoa; Chordata; Actinopteri; Cypriniformes; Cyprinidae
Product: cytochrome c oxidase assembly protein COX16 homolog, mitochondrial
Exons: 4
Coding region: 136-459 (107 amino acids)
Biological process (GO): mitochondrial respiratory chain complex IV assembly
Cellular component (GO): mitochondrial inner membrane
Source: RefSeq, a predicted model, not a curated record